AAAGGGCAAGAGAGUAUGUGGUAAAAAGAGAGAAAUGAGGAAGAAGUGAAUGGUAAGCUACAUGUAGCAAUGAAUGAAAGAAGCAUUCAUGAUCGUGAAUAGUCGGUAAUGCUCGGGAAGUUUCGUUAUGCAUGUGAUAAUGUCGUCAUAGCGAUCGAACGAGAUUUCUACGGACUUUAUGUUGACGCGUGUUGUGUGUGCUUCUUAACUUUCUGGUCCUCUUAUUUCUUCAUCAUCUAUCUACUUACCAUAAACCUUUUUCCUUUUUUCCUUUUAAAAAUUAUAAUAUCAAAAUAAUUACUCGAGAGGUGUAUAGUGCGUCGUAUAAAAGCGAGAACGCCCAAGAAAGGUAGCUGUCACGAUGUUUACAGUUGAUGAUGAUAAUCAGAAAGCCAAUCGAUACAAGCCGGAGAAAAUUAAUUAUCGUCUGCCGGAUGCCGUACGGCCGACGCAUUAUAAUAUCAAGUUGACAUCAACCUUUUCAAUCUUUGAUGGCGAAAUAUGUAUUGAUCUUGAAGUUCGGAAAUCAACGUUCGAUAUAACAUUGCAUUGUAAACAAAUCGUCGUAGACAAAACUACGACGAUGUUGACAAAUUCUAAAAACGAACGUUUAUUUCCGAUAGAGCAAGAUUACGUCGAUGAAAAAGAAUUUUUCAUAGUUCGUUUUACAAAUGCUUUACAACCAGAUUGUUACAAGCUUCAUUUCAAGUUUAACGGCUUUAUCGACAAUGAUAAUCACGGUUUUAAUAGGAGAGUUUGUACUGAAAGACAAGAUAGUUGCACACGAUAUGCUGUGACGAAUUUUAAGACGAUCUUUGCACGUCGUGCUUUUCCCUGCUUUGAUGAACCUGAUAUGAAAGCAACGUUUUCCAUUUCCAUAAAGCAUCAAGCAUUAUACAUCGUUCUUUCGAAUAUGCCAAUCAAAGAACGAUCACUGAUCGACAAAGAGGGAAAUAUAUGGACACAUUUUCAAAAAACGCCGAUUAUGUCCACGUACUUGUUAGGUAUCGUUUUAUUACCACACGAUAGUACAUGCAUUUCUAAUCACGAUGGUACGGUUAACGUUUGGUGUAGAAAAAAUUGUUCUCAAGUUGCCAAACUGAUUCAUGAAGUAACGGAAAAGACAAAAAUUCAACUUGAAAAUUACACCGGUAUUAUCAAACCAAUACCAAAGAUAGAUCACGUAUUGAUUUCCAAUCAUUCAAGUGUAUCUUCAGAAAAUUGGGGUCUUAUCGUCUACAACGAAAGCGAUGUAACGUAUGUGGAGGAUCCUUCGGAUACGUAUAAUGUAGAAACCGUAACCAGACUUAUAGCACACGAUUUAGUUCAUCAAUGGUUUGGAAAUCUAGUCGGUCCUUCCUGGUGGGAUCAUUUAUGGUUAAAUGAAGCUUUUGCUCAAUAUUUUCAGUAUUACUUUGUUGAUAAGAUAUAUCAAGAGUCGAGAGUGUUAGAUAUAUUUGUAGUGGCUGUUCAACAAGCAUGUGCACUUUUCGGAGAUUUUUAUUCAUUUGUACAACAUAAAAAAUCAUUCAAAUGUAUUUACCAAGAGCCUUAUUUGGGCGUACAUGCUAUUGCUUGUCGUAAAGGAUCAUGUAUUUUACGUAUGCUCUCUCACUGUCUUUCCGAAGAAAUCUUUCAUAAAGGAAUCGUAACCUAUCUCAAUACAUUCCAGUACGAUACAUCCACACCUGAUCAAUUGUGGAAAAUAUUCGAGGAAACGAUGAAACCGGAAAAAAUUAAUAUCAAAGAAAUGAUGGAUACAUGGGUAAAACAAAAAGGAUAUCCUCUUGUGACGGCAAAACGAGAUUGUAAUACUGGUGUAAUAAUUGUAACACAAGAACGUUUUAAACAAUUUAAUAGUGACGACGAGGAAGAUGAUGAAGUUGAUGAUAACGAUGAUGAUAAUGACGAUAAUGCAAAGUGGUGGAUACCCAUCAAUUAUACAAGCAGAAGCGAAGCAAAUUAUUCCUCAACUUUACCAACGCAUUGGUUAAAGCCAAAAGAUGAGAAUUUGACGAUCGAUAAUGUUAAUGCGAACGAUUGGUUCAUUCUUAAUGUACAACAAACGGGCUAUUAUCGAGUUAAUUACGACAAGGAUAAUUGGAAGAAAAUCGCUGAGUAUUUGGAUUCGGAAAAUUACAUAAAAAUUCACCCUUUGAAUCGUGCACAGAUUAUCGAUGACUCAUGUUAUAUGGUUCGAACGAAACGUUUAAAUCCAAUUAUUUUCUUGGAAAUUAUAAAAUAUUUGUCACGUGAAACGGAUUAUAUACCGUGGUAUUCAGCAUUUAGAGCUUUUCGAACGUUUCAAGAUUAUUUCACAUUUCCAAAAAGUGCUGUCUUCCUUAAGCCUUACGCUCUAGAAUUGAUCGAUGGUCUUUUACGGAAUGUUGGUUAUGAUGAAAAUCCAAACGAUGAUCACUUAACGAAAUUAAAAAGAGUCGAAGUUCUUCAAUUGGCCAGCGAUCUUGGACAUUUGGAAUGUAGGAAAGUUGCGAAUGCGAAAUUGAUCGCAUAUAUAGAGGAUCCAGAUUCAAAUCCUAUACCUUCUAAUUUAAAUACAUGGGUAUUUACUAAUGGGAUGAGAGAAGCUGACGAAAUACUAUUUAAUAAAUUUCUUAAGAGGUAUAAGAAUAAUCCAAGCUUUCCAACGUUUCGCUACUUAUGUAGUAUCGAAGAUCCUGUGUUAGUCGAGAAGCUAUUAAAAUUAACGUUAACUGAUGAUUCACCGAUUUCGAAGGACGAUCGAGUAGAGGUUUACCGUUCUGUCAUGUACACGAGUGUUAAGAACGUAAACACCACCAUAGAUUUUAUUGUAGAUAAUUGGAAAAAGAUAAGUGCAAGAAUCGAAGAUGCAGAUGAGAUAAUUGAUGAUGUCGUGGGUGAAAUUACUUCUUGGGAUCAAUUUCACAAGGUAAAAUUGUUUAUGAAAGCGAACAGACUGAACGGAAAGCGAAGCAUAGACGAUGUGGAAACGUUUUUGAAAAAAGCGGAGGAACAUACAUCUGAAAUUUUUAAGUGGAUGAAGAUGCAAAGUUCAUUACAAAAUGUCGAUGAAAAAUUAGAAAAUUUGCAUUUUACGAAUGUACAAAACAUAUGAAAUACAAAUUUUAAAAUACAUUUUGAAAUAUAUAUGUUCAAAGACAUUACAGUUCACAAUUUUCCUAUUUUGUCGUUAUCUUUAAUUUUUUAAACGAUAAAUGUUUUUCUUUGGUAAUAGCUAGGUACACAGACAAUGUGAAAAAAUGUUGAAAGUAUCUGAAAUCUCUCGGUAACGAAAGCGGAUAACAUUUAUCGGAAAGAAAUUUUCGAUAAGAUAUAAAGCAAAAAUCAAAAUAUAAAAAUAUGAAACAUAUUAUCUUUCCAAACAGUUUAAAUAGUCUUGUGAUAUUAUUCGACUUAUGUCUUAAGUGCAUGAUAAAAUACGUCAAAAUAUUUACAGAAAUAUUGCACAGAUUGAUGAAAUUUGUAACAUGCAAAUUUUUGCCUUGUGAUUUUUCCAAAUUUUAAUUGAUCAAUUAAUUCUUUUUUCAAAUAGUCACUGCACAAUAUAGAAUUAUACGUAUGCUUUGUAACAAUGAACUACCUCAAGAGAUAUUUUGUACAAACUAUUUAUUUACUAAUAUAAGCGAAUCAUUUUAGAUUA
Messenger RNA from Vespa velutina, 3643 nucleotides. Its product is annotated as aminopeptidase N-like. Gene Ontology annotation, molecular function: zinc ion binding; peptide binding; metalloaminopeptidase activity. Gene Ontology annotation, cellular component: cytoplasm. NCBI's taxonomy places the organism in Eukaryota, Metazoa, Arthropoda, Insecta, Hymenoptera, Vespidae. Gene Ontology annotation, biological process: peptide catabolic process; proteolysis. The record is from RefSeq and is a predicted model, not a curated record. The transcript has 12 exons. The coding region runs from base 362 to 3097 and encodes 911 amino acids.